Messenger RNA from Malus domestica (apple), 2402 nucleotides. RefSeq names its product probable apyrase 6. Gene Ontology annotation, molecular function: hydrolase activity. The record is from RefSeq and is a predicted model, not a curated record. NCBI's taxonomy places the organism in Eukaryota, Viridiplantae, Streptophyta, Magnoliopsida, Rosales, Rosaceae.
AACCGAACCGGGAAUUGUCGGAGGAGAGCUAGGAACCUGCCUCUUUAGGAAGCAACGCGCAAAACCAAAAGGUCGAUCGUUUUUCCCAGAUACCAACAUCUGCGACGACCGACAGAGAGAUCGAGAGGGCGACACUUUGAUCACUGCCCUCUCCGUCUCCGAUCAAACAACCCCCUCAUUUUUCAUGUUUUUACACAUAUACAUUUGAAUUUAAUUGUUCAUUGCGUUUCAGUUAAGAAACCAAGCAAGGACAUCAUCCUUGUUGUCGUCGAAUUACCUGCGAAAAUUCCUAUGAUUCUCGGUCCCCUUUCAUGCGACGAUUGAAUACCCGUAAAGGGGUCAAUUCGAAGCCUGCCGACGACGACGACGACAGCAAUAUGGAUCCGGUUAAGCUCCAAAUCCGACCCAUCACCCGAUCCAAUCUCUUCUCCCGGAGCCCCAAGCACAACCCCAGAUCGAGCCUCUUAAUCUUCGCCUCGGUCGCCAUCGCACUCGCUCUCACAGUAUGCUACUUUCUCGUUUCCGCGCGAGAUUCAAUAAAUUUUGGUACGAAACGGUACGGGAUUGUCAUUGACGGUGGGAGUACGGGCAGCCGGAUCCACGUUUUCGGGUACGGAGACGAUGGCGGUAAUGGCGCCGUGUUUGAUUUUGGAAAGGACGGGUUGGCAUCGAUGCGGGUCAAUCCUGGGCUCUCGGCGUACGCAGAGGAUCCAGAAUCGGCAGGCGGGUCGUUGAGGGAGCUCGUGGAGUUUGGGAAGGGGAGGGUUCCGAAAGAGCACUGGGCGGAAACGGAGAUUAGGCUUAUGGCUACGGCGGGGCUCCGAUUGCUUGAUCUGGGUGUCCAGAAUCGGAUUCUGAAUUCUUGUAGGAAGGUGCUUCGGGGUUCCGGGUUUAAGUUUCGUGACGAGUGGGCUUCCGUCAUUACAGGAUCUGAUGAAGGAUUAUAUGCUUGGGUUGUUGCAAACCACGCGCUUGGGACUCUGGGUGGUGAUCCAAUGCAGACAACUGGGAUAAUUGAACUUGGUGGAGCUUCUGCUCAGGUGACAUUUGUUUCAAGUGAGCCGGUGCCUCCCGAGUUCUCCCGUGCUGUUAAAUUUGGAAAUGUCUCUUACAAUCUCUACAGUCACAGCUUUCUUCAUUUCGGCCAGAAUGUUGCGUUUGAUUCAUUGAAAGAGGGUAUUGUUUCAGGAGACUUCGACUCAGCUGCCGAGUCACUUCAGGAAAGAAUGUCAUCAGAUCCUUGCACUCCUAAAGGCUACUCACAUAAGAUGCAGUCUUCGAAGCUUUCUCCAAGUUCUUUGGUUGGGAAGAAUAGACAUCUAUCUGCUCUACAAUCAAGGGGUAACUUCUCUGAGUGCAGAUCUGCUGCAAAAAUUAUGCUGCAGAAAGGAAAAGAGAAAUGCUCCUAUCAACAUUGCGAUAUAGGAUCAACUUUCAUUCCUAAGCUUCGGGGAAAGAUUUUGGCUACAGAAAAUUUUUUCUAUACAUCCAAGUUUUUUGGUUUGGCCCCAAAAGCAUUUCUUUCGGAUUUGAUGAUAGCUGGACAACAAUUCUGUGGAGAAGAUUGGUCAAAAAUAAAGAAGAGAUGGCCAACACUUGAUGAAGAAGCUUUGCUGCACUAUUGCUUCUCUUCAGCAUAUGCGGUGGCCCUACUUCACGAUAGUCUUGGACUUGCUUUGGAUGAUGAAAGGAUCGGGUUUGCAAAUCAGGUGGGAAGUAUUCCACUCGAUUGGGCUCUGGGGGCUUUCAUCUUGCAAAGUACAUCUGAUUUGGACGUAGGGCACUCUGAUUGGCUUACCACCAUAAUUGGUGAUGGAUCUCCCACAUUGCUAUCAAUAAUUUUCAUCUUUUCAAUAUUGAUGUUUACAGUGUGGUGUGUGUCAAAGUGGAGGAAGCCACAGCUGAAGACAAUUUACGAUCUGGAGAAAGGGCGGUAUAUAGUCACUCGUGUUAGUAAAUGUUGAUAGCGUCAUCUAGAGGAAUGCACAUGCUAUGUAGGUUCGGAUUGAAAGAGUGGUGCGAUGUGCCAAACCCGAUUCACUUGAGCAGCCUCGGCUUCUUGCCAAAGGCCCACCCUCUCGAUGUUACCAACUGGAAAUGAGACUCUGGUGUGCAUCUAUCUACACAGAAUUUAGAGGUAACUUAUUUGUGCCAGAGCUAGUCUUAGAUCCCCAUUGUAUUCGGAGGAAGCCCGAUACCUCCUAUUUGUUAUACCAUAUGAGCUCUCAUUGCCCCCCAAAUGCCAUUGAGAAGGUUAGGAUAAAGGGAAUGGGGGCAUGUUGGUUUUGGAGAUAGAUGUAGAAAGCUGUAUCGUUGUAUGAUAAUGUGGUAAUGCACGUGAUUUAUUCGUCACAAUUGUUAUUCUCGUUUGGAUUAAUGAAAGAAUUUGCAGUUCUCUCGAC